Molecule: messenger RNA, 1026 nt
Organism: Macrobrachium nipponense
Lineage: Eukaryota; Metazoa; Arthropoda; Malacostraca; Decapoda; Palaemonidae
Product: alpha-(1,3)-fucosyltransferase C-like
Exons: 4
Coding region: 1-1026 (341 amino acids)
Cellular component (GO): membrane
Molecular function (GO): fucosyltransferase activity
Source: RefSeq, a predicted model, not a curated record
AUGGUUGAACUUUUUGAUGAUUUAGAUCUGGCGCUGUACCCCGUGUGCUUCUUUGGUCAGUGCCCCUCAUCAGUUCUUAUUGGAGGGCUGUGUUUUCCCAUGUUGACAAAGGCCAAUGCCCUCUACACUAGGAAUACUGCAGAUGCUGUUAUCAUCUUCAUGCGAGGUGCACAAGAUUCUCAGACUAUCACAAAGAAAUUAUCACCACGUGACCCUCGGCAACCUUGGGUCAUAAUGACCUUUGAAACGCCACUAUACUCAAACAAUAUACACAAAGUCAGAUAUGAAAACUACAACGGACUAUUUAACCGAACGAUGACCUACCGUCAAGAUGCCGACAUAAUGGUUCACCAUGGAUUUAUUGUCCACAGAAAUGAAUCCCACUUACUCCCCAGAUCAUGGGUCGUUCCUCCAGUAAUGGAGGCAAUAAAUGUUUCAAGAAAGUUAGCAGUGACAUUUAUAUCCAACUGCAAAGCAGAGUCCAACCGUCUGCAAUAUAUCAAAAGGGUUGAGAAAUAUGCUCAAGUUGAUGUUGUUGGACGAUGUGGGCCUCUGGAAUGUGGUGAUUCCAUGUAUGUAGAACACCAGUACAAUGCAACAACAAACCAGUGCUUGAAGAUUGCUGGCAAACACUAUCUCUUCUUCUUUGCUUUCGAGAACAAUUUCUGCAAAGAAUACGUCACGGAGAAAGUCUACAAUCUGCUAUAUUAUCCAAUUGUUCCGGUGGUUCGAGGAUCAGCGAAUUACUCAGCACUUCUUCCCCCUAAUUCUUACAUCGACGCCAACAAUUAUUCGCCUAAGGAGCUGGCAGAGAGAUUGCUUUAUCUGAAAGAUCAUCCCAAGGAGUACGAGAAAUACUUGGAAUGGAGGAAGUAUUAUCAACCGUCAACCAUCGGCGGAGAGAGGGUAUUGUGCCACAUGUGUUCCCGAUUAUAUGACAAAGACUUUUACGAUUUCAAAGUGUACGAAGACUUUGAAGACUGGUUCGUCUCAAAGGCCAACUGUAUGGUUGGGCUGGAGCUGUGA